CUCAGCCACCGUGCCUUUGUUUUUGUGCUGCCAUGGCUGCCCCUGGUCGCUGCAUCUGCCCAACUGCUUUGACACGAGCUUUUCCCAGGCGGCGCUGUUUUCGGCAGACCCUCCCCCCCACUCGCCGUCGAAUUGCCUGUCUCCAUCCAUCAUCAAUCAGCCAUCAACCUCCUUCUAGCUUUUGCGCAAUUGAUCUGUUCUUUGUUGAUCUGUCUGUCUUACCAAGAACUGUUGGAUGGUAUCGUGCUAGGAACCUGUCGGUCGCUGUCAACAACAAUCUCUGUCACUCGUUUAUUACUCUUGUGCCCUUCUCACCUAACCCCAGCCAGCCCCCGUCGCCCGCUCCAUCUCCGCUAAUCCAAUUGGGACGAACACUUUCGAAAGCUUGAAUGCGCACGACCAUCGAUUCGGAACCUCGAACCAACGACCGACCGUCGCCGUCGCCGCUGCCGUCGCCCGUUAUCGAGGGCCGCCCGGCUAUCCUCGCGCUGACUCAGGCCUGGCCACCGUUGGAACCACGACAGGAGAAUGCAAGUCUGAACAAAAACUGGGCCAAAAACACACCGUCGCCGACCGUCUCGUUUGCUCGCCAGCCGCCAUCAAACCGUCGACCAUCCAUCAACAAGCUCCGACCAGCCUUCAUCCCAUAAUCCCGACCGAUCCAAAGCCCUUCCGCCCCGACCGGGCUUCCCAUCAACCAAGAUGUGGCUUCCAUCUUUGAACCCUCUUUUUGCCAUCUCCACUCUCGCUACCCUCCUUCUACCCGUCGUUGUCACCGCCGAAUCUGUCCUCCGAUCGAGUUCGUUGGCCGCCUGUCAGGCAAGCUCGGGCUUCACAGCCAGUCUCUUCGAUGUCGUCUUCACGCCCAACAACAGGACUGUUGCAAUCGACCUGCUGGCCACAUCAUCCAUCGAGGGCUAUGUGUUGUUCGACAUCACCAUCAUCGCCUAUGGCUACAAGGCAAUUCAAACCACGGUUGAUCCCUGCGAGGCCAAAAUCAUGGGGUUAUGUCCCAUGGUAUCAGGAAAGAUGACGCACCCCUUCAACCUGGGACCCUUUGACAAAGAGGCGCUCGAUGUCAUCCCAGGCAUUGCCUACACAUUCCCGGACUUGGAUGCGACUGUCAGGGUCUACAUCAACAUGACGUCCGGAGAGAACAAGGGUCAGACCAUCGCGUGUCUGGAGGCCGAUGUAUCCAACGGAAAGACUGUUGAUCUUAUUGGCGUGAAAUGGGCUGCGGCUGCGGUGAUCCUCGUGGCUUUCAUCGCAUCCGCCAUCGUUGCGGGCCUGGGCUUCACCAAUGCCGCCUCCCAUAUUGCUGCCAACACCUUGGCUCUGCUCGCCUACUUCCAGUCUCAGGCCAUGAUCGGCCUCUGCAGCGUCUCGCUACCUCCCGUCGUGCAGUCAUGGACUCAGGAUUUCCAGUGGACUAUGGGUAUCAUCAGGGUCGGUUUCAUCCAAACCAUCCUGACAUGGUACCAGCGCUCCACUGGCGGAACAGCCUCCGUCAUUUUCGACACACUCAGCAUCGUGUCGGUUCAGGUUGAAAAGAUGAAGCGCUCAUUGCCGGUGCUGGAGCCUGCCGUCCAGGCCAUUCAGAAAAGGGCGACCGAUAUUGCUCACCACGCCAGCACUCUUGGAAAGCGUUCUUACGAAAAGACCGAGUGGGGCAGUUACAUCGUCUAUGGUAUCCAAAGAGUUGCCUUCCGGGCCCGGAUUGAGACAACCAACCUGUUCUUGACCGGCAUCACCUUCUUCUACAUCUUGUGCUUAGUCUUGGUCAUUCUGGUACUGCUGUUCAAGGUGGGCGUGGAAUUGGCUGUCAGGCUCAAGAUUUCCAAGGGCGACCGGUUUUCCGAGUUCAGGACCGGCUGGUUGACAACCUUGAAGGGCAUCCUCUUCCGCCUUACCUUGGUCUGCUUCCCCCCUGUUGUUAUCCUUUGCCUGUGGGAGUUUACGCAGGUCGACUCGCCGGGCGCCGUUGUUCUCGCCGUGUUCUUCCUUUUCAGCAUGCUCGGCGCCUUGAGCUACGCUGCUUUCAAAAUUAUCCAAAUCGCCCGGCGCAGCGUCGCGCUCCACCGCAACCCAGCCUACAUUCUGUUCUCGGAGCCUCGCGUUCUCAACAAGUGGGGCUUCUUGUACGUUCAGUACCGCGCUUCGGCUUACUACUUCAUCGUCCCGACACUUGUCUACAUCCUGGUCAAGGGCAUGUUUAUUGCGCUGGCCCAGCGCUCUGGUGUCGUCCAGGCUGUCGCCCUGAUCAUCAUUGAGGCAGCUGCCCUCAUCACCGUCAGUGUGAUCCGUCCCUUCAUGGACAAGUCGACAAACUCUUUCAACAUCGCCAUUUGCUCCCUCAACUUUGUCAACGCCAUUUUCCUCUUCGUUUUUACCGACGUGUUUGGUCUUCCCGGUCUUGUGAUUGGAGUGGUCGGUGUCGUUCUCUGGAUUGCCAACGCCGCCUUUUCGCUGAUCCUCCUGCUCAUGCUCAUCAUUACCACGGGUAUCAUUCUGUUCCACAACAAUCCCGACACACGAUACCAGUUUAUGAACGACGACCGCACGAGCUUCAUCAAGUCGCAGACGCAUAUCGCCACGACCUCGGAGUUGGAUGCGUUGGCCGCUACAGCGCGCGGAACUGGCAAGACGAUCGACUUGGACGAUGACGAGAGUGCCCGGUCGAGCCCUGCCAACGUCGGUGGGCUCCCACGCCCUGGCACAGCAGGAUCCAACACGAGUCCCAAUCGGUAUUCCCUCAAGAGCGUCAGGGACUCGGCGAGGAAUAGCGUGAGGAGUUCCAUGAUUGCUCCAGGCGGUGUCUACAUGUCGGAGAAACCGGGUGGACAGGGCCACCACCUGAGAAAUCAGGCCAGUGGGAGUGUCAGGGCACCGAGCCCCUUGACGGCGUCGGGGAGCGACGGCAGUUUACCAAAGACUUCGUCACCACCAAAGCCGCAAGGUGGAAAUCAAUGGCAACGUGGCGCCGGGUACGACUAGAGCUGUUACCCGUGUGAUUUCCUUGUUUCUCGAUAUUCCCUUGAAUCUGUUUGCAUAUCCGGUAUCUAUUUCUGUUUUGCUAUGGGCCGUUAAUCUUUUUAGUGUCGCGUCGCACCUCGUCGUCAAUCUGGGAAAACCUUCCCCUUUCUUUUUGGCUCCAAUGUCGUCGCGAGACAGCGCGCGUGUAUGGGCGGGCUGUUGGUCAUGCCUUUGCUGUGUUUGGGUGAGGAGGGACAUUUGUGUAUAUAGACCCUGCUCGGUUAUUUAUGGGGACGGACAGGAAGGGACAUCAUCAUCAACAACCAUAACUUCUUGUCUAUCCUUUGAAAGUUGGAAAUAUUUGUCUGGGAAAACAGGUUCACCUCUGUUUAUCAUUUUGUCAUUUCUGUUGUCAGAUACCUCGCGAAGGAGUUUUCGGAUGUAGAUAGGGGCUAUGUGGAAAAAUGGACUCCUCUUGGGUUUUUAUUUAUUUAUCUCCGGUUAUCGAUCUCUGCUGCAAAUUCGUUUCUGUUUUAUAUUAGGUUGACACCUUGUAGAAGUAGGUUCUAGGUAGCUGCCUGCAUUCGCUUAAAAAGUUG
This is a messenger RNA of Podospora pseudocomata, 3572 nucleotides long. RefSeq names its product putative flavin carrier protein 3. NCBI's taxonomy places the organism in Eukaryota, Fungi, Ascomycota, Sordariomycetes, Sordariales, Podosporaceae. The transcript has 2 exons. Gene Ontology annotation, cellular component: membrane. Gene Ontology annotation, biological process: transmembrane transport; fungal-type cell wall biogenesis. The record is from RefSeq and is a predicted model, not a curated record. The coding region runs from base 703 to 2994 and encodes 763 amino acids.